GACGUCCGGCUGCGAAGGUCAGGACCGUCCACACUGGGAGCUCUGGUUCCAGCUCAGGUUGAUCUUUACGAACCGGCUGAGGUGUUCUGAAGCUGCAGCCGGAGCCUUCUGGAUGUUUCUAUGAUUAUUCUGAUGGCCGACAGAUGAGCAGGAGCCAUAUGGACGCUCAGGUGAACACCCACACCUGGAUCCUCUGAGAACCUGCUGCCCAGUCGUACACGUUUACCAUUAAAGGCUCCAGACUUCAAGGAUGACAGAGGACAAGCUCCACAUAAUCUCAAAAAUACAAACCUACUUCAUCUUCUCCCUCACCUGAGAACCACUGACUCCCUCACCAUGCCAUCCAGAGUUGGACUUCCACCUAACAUCAGUGUCCCGCUGCUGCCCGACUUCCUUGACGCCUUCUCGCCCUCUCCCUCCAUCAUCCUUCCAUCUCCGUCCUGCAGCAUAGACGAGUCCUACAAGUACAUCUUCCUCCCCAUCUGCUACUCCUUCACCUUCAUCUUCAGCAUUUCCCUGAACUCCAUCAUCCUCUACCGCUCCUUUCGCCGCACCAAACGCUGGAACGCCUCCCUUAUCUACAUGGUCAAUCUGGCCUCCACAGACUUCAUGUACGGACUGUCGCUGCCAUUCCUUGUGGCGAGUUACGUGAUGCGAGAUCGCUGGGUGUUUGGGGACUUCAUGUGCCGCCUGGUUCGGUUCCUUUUCUAUUUUAACCUCUACUGCUCCAUCUUCUUCCUCACCUGUAUCUCUGUGCACAGGUACCUGGGUAUCUGCCACCCAAUGAGAGUCAUCACACUGGAGACGAAGAAGGCUGUGAAGUGCACCUGCGUCGUGGUUUGGAUCGUUGUGUUUGCUCUGACCUGUCCUAUCUUCCGCUUUGCUCAGACUGGUCAUGUGACAAGAUUGGCUGGGUUUGGAGGCAACGCCAGCAGCACAGUAAGCCUGAGCCACGAGGUUUCUUUGAUGAACGGUAAUUCCAGCAACGGGAACCUCGGCGUGGUGAUUGAGGAGUACCAGAACUGUUGGGACGAUGCCAUCGACAAGGAGUUCCCUGAUUAUGUACCGUACGGGAUCAUCCUCCAUCUGCUGGGUUUCUUUAUACCGUUUUCGAUCAUCGCUUGGUGUUACUCUCAUGUUGUUCUGACCAUAUUUAGGAGUCUUCACAUCCAGCCCUCGUCCAGCAGAGCUUCGAGAACAGGGGGACACGAAGGGAUACUUAGAAGAAGCAGCCCUGCAAUAGACGGACGAGGGAGAAGAGGAAGCAACGGCAUGUCGAGGACACGAGGGAGAGACGAAGGGGUUUCCAUUUUCCUCGGCGCCAACUCUCCGUACGCCAAUCGCAGACGCAAAUCCAUCAAGACCAUCAUCACUAUCACACUCCUCUUCGCCCUGUGUUUCUUCCCUUUCCAUGUCACCAGGACCAUCUUCCUCCUGCUGAAGGUGACCAAACGAGUCCCCUGUCACACCAUGACCAUGGUCUCCAUGUGCUAUAAGAUCACAAGGCCUUUGGCGUCGUUCAACGCAUGGCUCAACGCCCUCCUGUACUUCCUGACCAAAGACAAGGGCGGCGCUCACUGCUGCCACACGGUGAACUCUACCAACCACCAGCAUGGCGGGCUUCUGCUGCCCCUGAGGAUGAUGGGAAAAGGAAAGGAUGCAGAUGACGGAGGGGUGGACGGUGGAAUGGACGAUGAGGAGAAUAAAGCUUUACACAACAGUGGGCCGUACAUGAACAGAGCAAAGGUCCGGUUUAUAGUUGAGUGACUUUUCUCAGGAGGACGGGAGGAUGCACUGUAUGUGUUCUUCUUCUGGAAAUCAAAAUAUUAUAAAAUGUAUGAAAUGUGCACUGUAGACAAAGCAUUGAUUAAA
This is a messenger RNA of Notolabrus celidotus (New Zealand spotty), 1872 nucleotides long. RefSeq names its product P2Y purinoceptor 2. Gene Ontology annotation, biological process: G protein-coupled receptor signaling pathway. The coding region runs from base 337 to 1767 and encodes 476 amino acids. The record is from RefSeq and is a predicted model, not a curated record. Gene Ontology annotation, cellular component: membrane. The transcript has 2 exons. Lineage: Eukaryota; Metazoa; Chordata; Actinopteri; Labriformes; Labridae. Gene Ontology annotation, molecular function: G protein-coupled receptor activity; oxysterol binding.